Molecule: messenger RNA, 704 nt
Organism: Diorhabda carinulata
Lineage: Eukaryota; Metazoa; Arthropoda; Insecta; Coleoptera; Chrysomelidae
Product: spidroin-1-like
Exons: 2
Coding region: 181-633 (150 amino acids)
Source: RefSeq, a predicted model, not a curated record
GCCAAAACAUAUUGUUUUCACAACUUUUCAUCUGAUCUUACUCUCCUCAUGUGUAUACAUGCGGAAAGAGAAUGACUGUUUGUCUUAUUUGGGUGUGGACAAGGUUAUUGGUCACUAUAUAAAAUACAUGUAAUAACCGAUAUUUGUAUCACUUCUCCGGUAUCAACCCAUUAAAACAACAUGAACCCAUUGUCUGCAGUUAUAUUUUUCGUAGCUGUUGCUACCGCCAGCGCUAGUGGUAUCUAUGGAGCUGGCCUUGUUGCCAGCAAAGGAGCUAUCGAAGGCGCACUAGGAGGUCAAUGGAUUCCUGAUGUACCUGUAAGCGGACAUGGUGGUGCUCCUCUUGUUGCCGCCGCUGGAGUAAGUGCUAGAGGUGCUCUUGAAGGUGCUCUUGGAGGCCAAUGGAUCCCUGAUGUACCCGUUGCUCACGCUGCACCUGCUGCUCUAGCUGCUCCAUGGGGAGGUGCUGGUGUCGCUCCAUGGGGAGUUGCUGGUGUCGCUCCAUUAGGAGUUGCUGGUCCUUUAGGUCUCGGUUUGGGUACUCCAUUGGGAUAUGCAGCACAUGGAGCUUCCAGAGGAGCUUUGGAAGGUGCUUUGGGAGGUCAAUGGAUUCCAGACACCAUCGAACAUUAAUUAUGUUCAACGUAUGACUUCUGUAAAUUAUAUAAAUUCAUUGAAUAAAAGUCAGUUAUUUGCCUAAUAAA